AUGGCGUGGGGUAAGAAUCGUCGUCAAUUGUCCGCUAAUUCACGUUCGUUGUCUUCCGCUGGCCGCAGCAUUCGUCGACCACCCGAUCAACAUUUGGAGCAAAAAUAUGCACAGAGCAUUAACCAAAGCAAAGUGCAUGUGCGAGUGGUGGUCCAACUGGAAAGGAAAGAAGACGAAGACAAGUCAUUGAAUCACUAUUUAAUAGCGUUCCAAAAUCAGUUUCAUGCACGCCGAGAAAUUGGUUUAACAAAUUCUUGGGACAUCUGCGUGGAAGUGCUAGAGUGUGGUCUGAAUACGUGGCAGAAUAUGGUGGAGCUACAACGUUUGCUUUUGACAGUUGAGAAACCGAUACAGCUUCGAGAACAGCAAUUGUCGGCUAAAACAAUGUUACGUCGUAAUCACGAGUCAAAUAAGUGGACGUUGAGCUUAACUUUUGCUGAAUUGGCUGAGGAUACGCUUUGGAAGUUCGCAAAUAGCUUGAUGCUAAGGCUUAAGAGUUGUGGAAUAUUGUCGAAAGUACUACUUCCAACAAAACGAUUGGAGUUGCACCUAUUAUCAGCAACUGCGGAGAAUAUGGAGUUAGCAAUGGAUGAAUAUCAGUGGGAAGGAAAGCAAGUGGCAAGUCAAAUUGUCGUUCAAGUGGGUAGAGAAGAAACACUGGAGAUGCAGCGGAUUCUCUUGCCACCUGCUUGCACGGCGUCUCAAACAAAAUUGCAAAACCCUGAUGUAGUUGCUGUGGUGGAUGGUGUGUUGAGUAGCGAGAAUAGUACGAUAAGACCAGUUGUGGUGAUUUUACGUGGUAUCCCAGGGAGUGGAAAGAGUACGCUCAGACAAGAAUUUGAGUGCAUGUGUCAUGAUCGAGAAUUUAAUUUCGUAGCGUGUUCAGCCGAUUCUUACUUUGAUACCUCGCGUGGAUAUGUUUUUGAUGUGAAAAAAUUGGGAGCAGCCCACAAUGCGUGUAAACAAAAAUUUCGAAAAGCUCUUCGAGAAAAUGUUUCGCAAAAUCACGAGCAACCUUUUCACAAACACCUUGUCCUUGUUGAUAACACUAAUACUCAACGAUGGGAAUACGAAGAAUAUGUAACUUUUGCCACGUCCAAUGGAUAUCGGGUUGAGAUUAUCGAAAUUACGUGUAAAGACAUCUUGAUGGCAUUUCGAAUGGGGCAACGCAAUUCACACGGUGUGUCCACGGACAAAGUGAUCGGCAUGUUUAUGCGAUGGGAGAUAGACGCGCGUGCACGCUGCUACAAUCCGCAUUUUGAUCAAAUAGAACUCGCCGAAAACCCGCUUUCGAAUGGUGAAGCUGGUAAAGUAUUGUAUAUCUGUCUAUCUCUGAACGACACGGCUAAACAAAAGCUACUGAAACGUGUGCGUCUGGCUCACGCACACAUAUGUGCCGACCAUGUCACUUUGUUCUAUCAACCGAAUAAAUUAUACACGAGACUGGUCGAGCUUGGCGCUUCCUUUACUAUCCGUGGAGUCGAAGUUGUACAGGAUAAUAAUGGUCAAGCACUUCGUGUGGAGUUAGAUGAACAGCUUUUGUUACCGGUAAGAAACAAGAUACCGCACAUCACAUUGUCACUUGCAGGUAGAACAAGUGCAUCAUAUUCAAAUAAUCUUUUAAUGAGUACAUCAGCAAAGCGAAUGACACUUGACCCACCGAUUGAAAUGACGGCUUGUCUUGCAGCUGUUUUUUAUAUUCAAAACGAGCCUGUGAUUGUUAGAUCGUCACCAUUUGUGGAAGAAAAGUUUCUUAGAAGAUGUUUUGAUUCGAAUAAGUCUAGUACCAACCAAGACAUAGUGCCGAGCAAUCGUUUUCUGCCAGUCUUUCGUGGACAAUUCCGAUCAUUCAUCACAAGGGCUCGCAUUGCAAUACACACAGGUUGCUAUGUAUUCAAAGCGCUAGACUUUGAUGAUUUAAUUGUGCUUGCCCAACCUCCUUUGUCUCCAACGUUUGAUAUGGCACUACAAGAAUACGUAUCUGAAGGUGGCUUGAAUAACAUUAACGAGUUUAUUCUGAUAACUUUAGCGGGAAAAUCCGUGCAUUGGUCCAUAUCUUCAGUGGAAUCUCUUCGAAGUGCUGUGAUAAGUGUUAUUACUCGAGACUCGAGAUCUCAUGCCAGUGCGAUUCAGUCUAUCCCAGCCUAUCAUGAUAUGCUUUCGGCACUGGAUCUACUGGAUAUCACCAAUCAAGAAAAUGUCCGAAGUACAAGUGUCCGUGGUUUGGGCGUUUUGAAAGAAGCUUGGCAAUUUGUUUAUGGGGCACACAGUCCUCCAGCGAUACAACGGAUCGACACCACACUUGUGGCACUGCGAUCAAGUGUUGUUGAGCUGUUAAUAUUGCUGCCAGAUUUUAAGGCGAUGAGCAAUAUGGAAAUACUCAAAACAAAAUUGGUGAGUGUGCUUAAAGUCUGUGUGUCGAGUAUUUGCGACAACCAAUUUCAAAUGAGCCGUAAUAUUUGUGAUGUUGAAGCGUACAGUGUACUGGUUAGUUUUUUACGUGCAAUAAUUGUAAACCGUUGUGGUGACAAACUACCGAGCGAGUGUCGUCUGUCUUCGUUGAUAAAUCUUACCAGCGAACGUCUAGUCGCUUGUUAUCUCAACAGUACUGAAGGAUUGGUCGAAAUGCCGUCUGCGAACGAUAUUGAAUCCGGCCGCAUUCUUCUCACCCUACGAGACAUGCUAAUUUACAUGUCCAAAAUAGAUAUUGAAGAUUGGGAUACUGCAUUUGGAGACGCGCUUCUCGCACUUCAGGGUUACAAAAAAGCUCAAGCGAUAUGGAAGAAAGCGAUGCGAGAAACGAUGCUAUGCUGCGAGACCAUUCUGUCCUCAUUACACUGCGGAAAGGGCAAUUUGUGGAAUACUCAGUUUACCCCCCAAAAUUUGUUUCAAAUCGUGGUUGCGCUGUUAAAAACUGAGUAUUCGAUAUCCGUUUAUGACUCACUUACGCACAGAAAUAUUGAAGUGUGCACCCUUUCUGAGUGGAGUCACUUGCAUUCGCUUGCCCUUUGCGAUGCACUAAAACUGACAGCUUCGAUGGUGGUGUCUGACAAUAAUGAUGAGCGCAAUGGCAACAUUUGGAACCUCUUUGUUUGUACACCAAGUUUGGUUAUCCGUCAAGUAAACGUGACGACCUCGUCGAUUGAUUUGCUUCACAAUGUCGUCGAAAACUUUCAACCUUUUAAAUUUGGUUUUGAACACAAUAUUGAGAUGUGUGUUGGUGAGAGCACACAAGGUGGCAAGGCACAAGAUGUUAAGGAAUGA
Plasmopara halstedii is the source of this 3264-nucleotide messenger RNA. Its product is annotated as Predicted MutS-related protein involved in mismatch repair. The coding region runs from base 1 to 3264 and encodes 1087 amino acids. The transcript is spliced from 5 exons. Lineage: Eukaryota; Oomycota; Peronosporomycetes; Peronosporales; Peronosporaceae. The record is from RefSeq and is a predicted model, not a curated record.